Messenger RNA from Chenopodium quinoa (quinoa), 1562 nucleotides. RefSeq lists its product as uncharacterized. Lineage: Eukaryota; Viridiplantae; Streptophyta; Magnoliopsida; Caryophyllales; Amaranthaceae. Bases 680 to 1303 code for a protein of 207 amino acids. Gene Ontology annotation, cellular component: mitochondrial matrix. The transcript has 3 exons. The record is from RefSeq and is a predicted model, not a curated record.
UUUUGAGCAAUGUUUGAUGGUAUGCGGUUAAAGGCGGUGGUCGAUGAGGGUUUGUUGAGGGCGGUGAGAUGUGUGUGGAGGGCAGUGAAGUUGAAGGCGGUGAUCGGUGGGGUGUGUUGAGGGUGGUGGGGUAGAUUGCAGUGGCUAGUGGUGUAUGUUAAGGGCGGUGAGGUUGAUUAUGGUAGUUGUCUAGGAAAUUGGUGGAUGGUGCUGCUGGUGGGGAAUUGUGGAUGAAGAAGAAGAGGAAGAAUUUGGAAGUGAGCUUGAAAUUGAAGGUAAGAAGAAGGUUGAAGAAGGUAAGAAGAAUGGAGACAGAAAAAAUCGGGGUGAGAGAGAGGGAAAUCGAGAGAAUAGAAGAAGAAAAAAAAAGGAAGGAAAUAAAAAAAAUGGGGUCCACGGUUGGAAACUUCACCGAAAACUUAAAAAAUGUGGUAAUAUGAGCGGUUACUUAAUUUAAGGAGUGGUAAAAUAAAAAUAAAAAUUAAACGGGUGAUUAUUUCAAAAAGAGUGUAUUUUACGGGUGGUAAUUUAGAAAUUAUCUUUUUUUUUAUUUUUUAUUUUUUUUUCCAAUUUUUUUAAUAAAAUAAAAAUAAAAAUUAAAGAGCAAGACAAACGCCCUUGAGCUUUGACUGCUGGAGUUGAGUUCUGGAAGAAUCUGGAGAAGUAGUGGUAGUCGAGAAUGCGGAACGUAAGAGCAAUGCAAACGAUUCUGAAGAAUCGGGAAGCCGCUAAAGCCAAAGCCUUCGAUUUACUCAAAAUCUUGCAGUCUGAAAUCACUCACGAACUCUCUUCUCCCUGCUUUCAAAAUUAUCGAGCUGGUUCCCCAGGAGAUUUCACAGUGGAAUGGGAUACUCCAAAUUCUAAUGAUGUAGUAUUGCGAAAGAAAUGUGAUACUGGCGAAGAUGUUGCUGUAUCGGCUUUACUUGGUCCACCAGAUUAUGCAAGAGAUGGUACAUAUCCAAGGGGUGUUCUUAUGAAAGUGUGCAUAAAAAAGCCUGGCUUAAGUUCACUUCUCCACUUUAAGUGCGAAGUUACCAAUGCAGGUCAUUCUGGCCCAGAAUUCAAUAUCCAUUCUGCAGAUUAUCUAAGAUCAACAAGCUCUACAGGUCCUAAAAAUUACAAGGCCCCCUUGUUUAGUGAAUUAGACUCUGAUCUUCAAGAUGCAUUCAGAGACUAUUUACAUACGAAGGGGAUUGGAGAGAGCUUGAUGAACUUCCUUUUAGUACACAUGCACAAAAAGGAGGAAAAUCAGUACGUCAACUGGCUGCAGAAGCUUCAAGGAAUGUUAUCUCAAGGUGAUUGAAUGUAAGUUACGGAGAGAAUGAUCUUCUGACAUUCUUGUCUCAGAUGUUAGCAUGAAAUUUUAUGUAUAUAAACACGGCAGGGGUAUUUUCGGCGACCUGGUUAGACAUUGUGAUCUAGUCAUUGCUUUAUUGUAAGAUAGCAUGAUAUAGCUGUCAUGUUAUUCUUAUGAAGCUUCAAAGAAAACUCAACUUACCGAGAAAUAUUCAAUUCUGAGCACGUUGAUUUCAUCAGUAUUCAGGAGGAACUUUUCCUGCAUA